This is a messenger RNA of Coffea eugenioides, 3083 nucleotides long. Its product is annotated as pentatricopeptide repeat-containing protein At5g11310, mitochondrial. Lineage: Eukaryota; Viridiplantae; Streptophyta; Magnoliopsida; Gentianales; Rubiaceae. The record is from RefSeq and is a predicted model, not a curated record. The transcript has 3 exons. Gene Ontology annotation, molecular function: protein binding. The coding region runs from base 1 to 1797 and encodes 598 amino acids.
AUGAAUCACCUCUCCUCCUCCUCCACUUGCCGCCGCAUCCGUUCUUUCGCCACCCUUCUCCUCAACCUCACCACCACCACCACCACCACCGCUGGAAGACUUUUCUCCACCCAAAUGACCCAAUCACGGCUAUCUUCGCCAAUAAACCAUCGAACGAAGUGGCCCCCACCAAAACCAAACCCAAAACCAUUCCAAUCUAAGUCCACCCAACCCCAGUUCCAAAACCCUAAAAGCCCUAAUUUCGACUCUUCCCCUGACUUCACCACCUUAUCUAACCUUCUUACCAAUCCUUCCCUUGAGCCCGACCCGGAGCUUGAAAAUGCCCUGAAUCAGGCCCGAGUCGAGCCUAGGCCGGAUUUGCUACUGCAGAUAUUCAACCAUUUUGAUUCUUCUCCUAAACCCUUGUACAUUUUCUACCUCUGGGCUGAGAAACAGCCGGGUUUUAAAUUCUCUCUGGCUGUUUUCAAUGCAUUGAUUAAUGUACUUGGGAAGGCCCGAGAGUUCAACCGGGCUUGGGCUUUAAUACAUGAUAAGAUUAAUGCUAGUGAAGAGAGGCCUAAUUUUGAUUCAUUUGUUAUUAUGAUCAGGAGAUUUGCAAGAGCAGGAUUGCCUUCACAAGCUAUUCAAACUUAUGAAUUUGCUUCCAAUUUGGCAUUUCGUCAGGCUUCAGAUUCAGAGCAGAAAUUGUUUGAGAUUUUAUUGGAUUCUUUAUGCAAGGAGGGACUUGUUAGGGUAGCUUACAAGUGUCUUAAAAAUCGAAGGGAACAGGAUACAAGCUGGGUUCCAUAUAUACGCAUUUACAAUAUACUGUUAAAUGGUUGGUUCCGAUCAAGGAAUUUAAAACAGGCUGAACGAUUUUGGAUGGAAAUGAAAAGGGAAAACAUUAAGCCGAGCAUUGUAACUUAUGGUACUCUUGUUGAAGGAUAUUGCCGGAUGGGCCAUGUUGAGGUAGCAAUGGGCUUAAUAGCUGAGAUGAAGAGGGAAGGAGUUGAGCCGAAUGCAAUUGUUUAUAAUCCAGUAAUUGAUGCUCUAGGAGAGGCUGGGAGGUUCAAGGAGGCACUGGGGAUGAUGGAACAGUUUUUGGUGUUGGUAUCUGGGCCAACUAUUUCGACCUAUAAUUCACUGGUUAAGGGUUUCUGUAAGGCUGGAGAUCUGGAAGGGGCAAGUAAGAUCAUCAAAAUGAUGAUAAAUAGAGGGUUUGUGCCAAGUGUAACGACUUAUAAUUAUUUCUUUAGGCACUUCUCAAAAUCAGGGAAGAUUGAUGAGGGCUUGAACCUUUACGCUAAGAUAACUGACUCUGGAUAUGCACCAGAUCGGCUUACUUAUCAUCUUCUGGUGAAGAUGUUAUGUGUGCAUGGAAAGUUGGACCUGUCAAUGCAAGUUGUUAAAGAGAUGAGGGCAAGUGGCUGUGAUCUGGACUUGGCUACAAGUACCAUGCUAAUCCAUUUGCUAGUCAAGACACAGCAUGUUGACAUGGCCUUUGAAGAAUUUGAGGAUAUGAUUCGCAGAGGAUUGGUCCCUCAGUACCUUACGUAUCAGAAGAUGAGUUUCGAAUUAAGGAAACAGGGAAAGCUAAAAAUGGCCCAGAAAAUUUCUGAUCUGAUGUCGUCUGUUCCUCACUCAAAGAAAUUGCCGAAUACAUAUGGUGCUCAUGAAGAACUAUCCCAUGCUAGAAAGAAAACUAUUAUGAAAAAAGCUGUAGUAAUGUCUGAUGUCUUAAAGACAUAUAGAAACCCAAGGAAGCUUGUGAAGCAUAGAUAUCUACCUAAGAGUGGUGUAUCACGUGCAGACAGGUGAUGGACGAUAUCAGGAAAAGAGUAAACAUGGAUUAAACCUGUCUUGUCCUGUUAAAUGAAUUCACUUCCUCAAAGGAUAUGUUAAGGAGGCUUAUUGAUAGUUUUCUUCUAAAGGAUGAGUGAGUCCACUAGGAGGCCUGAUGAAGUUCAAAGGUUUAGACUCACUGUCUUUUGCAGGGUCUUUCAUUGAUUGCUGGUAUUCCUUUAACAGUAAUUUGGAGAUUUAAAUGUGGAAAACUUGAACUCCACCACUGAAUUAUGCAGCAUUGGUUUGAUACUUGUUAGGCUUCGUGUAUAACAGGAUGCCUAAAGUAUACUAACAGUUUUUGAAUGCAAAGGAUUGGAUCGAGGUUCAGCUUCCUGGCCAAUAUGCAGUGCCCAUGUCAGUAAAUAAAUGCAAAAGAUUUCCUCGGUGGAGAUGAUAGGAGAUGAUUUGAGCCAAGUAUUACUUCCAUUUGAAACUAUAUUUGAUGCAUUGGUGGAACCUGGAUUAUGAAAAGUGUCACUAUGCCUUGUGACAAUACCCACCAUCUCCACCUAUAAUGUGCUUGUGAAGGGUCCUGCAAGGGCAGAAAUAUGCAGAGUACUAGCGAAACCUCAAGAUGAGAUGAAUAGAGGUUCUCUGCCUACUUACUGAAGGUUGCUUUCUGGGCAGACUAUCAUAAACUUGUUAGAUGUAGAAGAAAUGGUUUGACCAACUUUGGAAUUUUUGAUAGAGAUACAACUACAUGCAAUGUGAUUUAAUUUGCCUACUGGAAUCAUGGGGAUUUUUUUCCCUGGAGAGCAAUUAAUUUGAGGAAACCGUUGCAGCACUUGAAGAUGUAAUACCAAUUGAAGGUAUUCCUCAGUGAGUGAAGUAUCUGUCAGUAACAAGUUGUCAACUUUGUUUGGACUUAGGAUGGUAUCUGUUCUCUCUCUUCAUUGCUAGGAAAUACACUCUUCACUUGCAAUUUGAAAAAUGAUAAUGCAGAUAGCUGAAACAUUGCGCGACAUAACAAGGUCACGAGGUUUGAGGGUGGAAAAAUAAUCAGUAGUUUCUCAACUCUCUGUUGUUUGCUUACAUGUAAUUUUUAGUGUUAGUUCCCUUCAACCAUGGUUUACUAUUAGUGCAAUGAAGUUGGUUUUAAUGUCUUGGAUCUAGGGCUUUUGUCCCUUUUUCUUUCCAGACACGAACUGAAUAGACUAGUUUCAGCAUAGACCUGAUGUUGUAUUUGAAAGCACAUGUUGUAUAGUUGCAGUGAUCCUUGACAACGUGCCUCCAGAGUUGAGGAAAGACGCAUUUUGCCA